Molecule: messenger RNA, 588 nt
Organism: Fusarium keratoplasticum
Lineage: Eukaryota; Fungi; Ascomycota; Sordariomycetes; Hypocreales; Nectriaceae
Exons: 7
Coding region: 1-588 (195 amino acids)
Molecular function (GO): methyltransferase activity
Source: RefSeq, a predicted model, not a curated record
AUGGAAGCCGAAGACGGAACCGUGCCCCUUGACGAGACGUUUACCGAGACCAUUGAACACUAUGGCCGCAGUUAUCAACAUUACGCCCUAACAAACGGAGUCUAUUUUGCACCGAUCGACGAGGACGAAAUUUCACGCCUCGAGCUGAUGCACGGGGUGCUCAACAGACUCUUCGACAACCGUCUAAUAUUCCCGCCCAUCAGGUCUCCGAGAAGAAUUCUUGACUGCGGUUGUGGCCCUGGGGACUGGGCUAUGGAGGUUGCUUCGCAGUAUCCUGAUGCUGAGGUCCUCGGAAUCGACAUAAGCCCGCAUGUGAUCCCUGAGAGUCCACCCGACAACAUGGAGCUCCAGGUCGAUGACCUCAACGGAAGGUUCACAUUCCAAUCCAACCACUUUGAUGUUGUCCAUAAUGCUCGAGAGUAUGAGAUCGGAUGGUCGAACAACGAAAACGUGAAUCAGCUCCUAUACUCGCUGGCACUCUACCCCUUCACACAGUUCCUAGGGAUGUCGUUUAACGAUUUUCAGCUCCUGGUUGCCCAAGCAAGGAGCGAGGCCGGCAACCCGGCAUUCAAGGUGAACACCCCCUGA